This is a messenger RNA of Aaosphaeria arxii CBS 175.79, 2505 nucleotides long. Its product is annotated as guanine nucleotide-binding protein-like protein alpha-3 subunit. Gene Ontology annotation, biological process: adenylate cyclase-activating G protein-coupled receptor signaling pathway. NCBI's taxonomy places the organism in Eukaryota, Fungi, Ascomycota, Dothideomycetes, Pleosporales. Gene Ontology annotation, cellular component: heterotrimeric G-protein complex. The coding region runs from base 170 to 2005 and encodes 611 amino acids. Gene Ontology annotation, molecular function: GTP binding; G-protein beta/gamma-subunit complex binding; G protein-coupled receptor binding. The transcript has 2 exons. The record is from RefSeq and is a predicted model, not a curated record.
CCCGGGUCACGGCCAGAAACGUCUAAGCGCCAUUACUCCCCAUCUCCCCACUCGUGACUUUGACAACUUCAGCGUCUUCCAGACUCUGUUAUCUGCUUCCUCUUCGCUGUACAUACGAAGUCCUGUCUUUGUCCUCUCCAGCGACGCGCGAUUCCGUAGGUCUGAAGCCAUGGCCGACGAGAAGAGCGUGUACGCGCUGACCAGCGCCGUCGCGACCAACAUGGACCGACUGCGCGCGUCCAUCAACGAACUACGUCAGCUCCACGACCGUUGGAAAGACGAGAACGGCACUUCCAUCAAUCUAAUUGCGCAGAUCACGUCCUUGAAAACGAAUCUUGGUGAAAUGCAAGAUUGGAUGAAUUAUAGCAUCAAUGAAAUGCAUCCCCAGCUCUUGCAAGAUCUGGAUGUGCUAAUGAAUUCGUGCGGUAUCCUCGUGCGACACUUGGAAGCUUUGAUGGCAACUUUGAAACAACCUGCCCAUGACAACGUAGACUGGGCGCUCAAAUUAAGGUAUUCAGUCAGUACCAGAUCCAUGGAGCGACUCCGCAAUGCCGCCAAACGGCAGGCAGAUGCUGUCGCAUUACUUCUGGCUGCUUGUAAAUGUCACACAACAGCACAGCGUAAGAUCUUGUUACACAAGAGUAGACAGAUCAGAAAAGAGGAUGCCUCAUCCAUGUCAACAUUGGCGCGGACGUCGAAGCUUAACAGCCAAUGCAUCAAGACAUUGACAUCAAUCUCAUCCAUGAUCCAGUGGUUUAGAUUCUUAUUCUUUGUCAAGAUUACUGGGAAAGAGGAGAAGCCACCACCGACAGAAGAAGAUUACCUCGACGCAGCAGCAGCUAUGCGUUCCGAAGCUAUUGAUCGAAGUCUCGAAGAGGAUGCUGCGUCACUUCGCCGCGAGACGAAGCUUGUGCUGAUGGGAAGCGUCAACAGCGGCAAAGAGCUAAUCAUGAGGCAAAUGAAAGUUCUCUAUGCAGACGGCUAUCCUAGAGAAGAGCGGAUGGGGUAUCGUUAUGCUGUCCGCUCUACCAUUCGACUCCUUAUUCAUGCCAUGAUCGACCUUCUUCGAGACACUGGAAUCUCGUUGCCCAAGGAACUUCAUCGAAACUUUGCGGUACUCCUGGAUGAAGUCGAGAACACAGAUAUCGGUACCAUCACACCAGAUGCCGUUCGUGCAGUAACGCGGAUAUGGAAUAGCAAUGAGUUCUCAACCCUCUAUGUCAAAAACUUCGAGAUCGACUUCCCCCAAUACACGCCAUACUUCGCUCAGGAUAUCGAACGAAUCGCAGAUGUCGACUACAUUCCUUCUGAGGCAGACAUCAUACGUCUCAAUCACUCUAUGGGUGGCAUCAAAGAACUACGCUUCACAUGGGAUGACAUGAGCGUGCACCUUUUCAACAUCAGCGGCUACAUCCCCGAUCAAUUCCGGAAACGAUGGUUCCAUCAGCUCGAGGGGGCCUCAGCGCUGAUCUUCACAGUCGACAUAUCAACCUACGAUCGCCCUUACCUAGGUCAAUCUGCUGAAUCACAACUCCUAUCCGACUUCGCAACUUUCGAGUCCUGGGCGAACUCGCCAAAGUUCUUCGGCGCCUCUAUCGUUCUACUACUAAAUAACUUCACACGCUUCAGAGAGAAACUCCAACACUCGCCCAUGCAAACCUUCUUCGAAGACUACACACCUGAUGACGAGGAUCCAGAAACCGCCGCUAGACAAUACAUCCUGAAGCGCUUCAAGGAACUCAACCGAAAUCGCCUCAGCAUGUACUCCUUCUGGGUCGACCUCGACAUGAGCGACAACCAGCAUCUAUACGCCGCACUGAAGAAGACGUUGAGCCACAUCCAAACGCGAAAAGCGAGGAGCGAAGUCUGGGAAGCGAAUUCACAAGGCUUGAAAAGCCGCUCGACGCUCAGCAGAUCUGCGCGUAAUAGUGGAGGUCUUGCGAGUCCAAGUAGUCCCAGGCGAAGCAACACCGUGACUACGAGGAACAGUUCGACGAGAGGAUGAUUCUCCCUUCUUUUUACAUUUCAUUUUAUCUUCCUUAUUUCGCAAUUUCCCUUCAUAUCCAAACUCUUUUUCACUUCAUGAGAUACCAGGAUUUGUCGUUGGCCUAACGCCUUUUUCUUUUUGCUUUUUCCCUUGCUAUCCAAUUCAUAAUCCAGCGUUCAGCAUCAUGACGGCCCAAAAAUGUCUUUUGGUUUCGGAGGCAUAUUUGUUGUGUGGUGGUACUGAACGACAUUUCUUCCUUGCUGCAUUUUUAUCAUAUCUACCCCCUUACGAUCGCAUAUACACUUACUGCCUUGAUGUCGAUGGUUGGCUACAUACAUGACACAAACGUCUCUCCCUUGUUCCUAUGUAUUUUCCUUUGUAAUUAUGCACUUUAUACGUGCUGGUGGUGCACGGGAUGCACCUAAAGACGCUGGGGUGGUGGGUCGUUGUUGAUACUACAAUGAGUCUAAUAAUGUGGAUGUUUUAGUUACCAGGACAGGUUCCUCCAAAUAUAUAAU